UCGUGAGAGUUGAUAGUUCGGAUGAGUCUCUCACCUACAUUGACCAUUAGUACAGAUGACAGCUUAUUGACGGGACUUGGCAGAGCGAUAGGUUAGGAACUGUCUCUGUCCCUGGAGUGGUGUUACACAUUUUGAAUUAAGAUUCCGGCCUUUAUCUAUUGGAUUUCGGUGUAAAUGGCAAUGAGCUCGUUAACCAGCUCCCAAAAGGGAGAACUUAUGGAUCAAGUAAAACAGCAAAUUGCUGUUGCUAAUGCCCAAGAACUUUUGACUAAAAUGACCGAAAAAUGCUUCAAAAAAUGCGUGGGCAAGCCGGGGACCGUUCUGGACUCAUCGGAACAGAAAUGUAUCGCAAUGUGCAUGGAUCGGUUUAUGGAUUCUUGGAAUUUAGUUUCGAGGACCUACGGGCAGAGGUUGCAGCGAGAGCGUUCAAAUAUGUAGAAUAAAUCGAUUGUGAUUAAAUUGCACAGGAUAGAGUGCGGUGUUUUGUUUUGUACCAAAUAAAUAUUCCAAUACGAUUCUUA
Molecule: messenger RNA, 521 nt
Organism: Hermetia illucens (black soldier fly)
Lineage: Eukaryota; Metazoa; Arthropoda; Insecta; Diptera; Stratiomyidae
Product: mitochondrial import inner membrane translocase subunit Tim13
Exons: 3
Coding region: 175-438 (87 amino acids)
Source: RefSeq, a predicted model, not a curated record